Soboliphyme baturini is the source of this 1912-nucleotide messenger RNA. Lineage: Eukaryota; Metazoa; Nematoda; Enoplea; Dioctophymatida; Soboliphymatidae. The record is from the annotation of a GenBank genome assembly.
UUCUACUACCAUUCUUAUAUAGUGGUGAAUCAGCAUCUAAGAUAGUACAUACUUCUCUGUUGUUGUAAUUACAUAUACUGCCCUAUGCACUUAUGCACUUCUGCGGCUAUGCCUAGAGAAUAGGGGAAUUGUAAAUACUGGUUUUCCCGACUUUGAGCUCCAGUCAGUGACAAAGGAAUUCGCAAAGCUUCGGGAGCAGCUUCUGGAGAAAGAAGAGGAAAUCGUCGAGUUGAAAGCAGAACGGAGCAACACCAGGAAUAUGGAACACGCCCAGUGCUUCUGCUUAUCAAUCCUUAUUUUACAUCUCGAAUGCCUGGUGUCCAGGCACGAAAGGUCACUUCGGAUGACCGUCACACAGUCGCCAGCAGACAUGUCUUCUGAAGCGGAAGUGCUGAAAGCACUUAAAUCACUCUUUGAACAUCAUAAAGCUUUGGACGAAAAGGUUCGAGAAAGGUUACGAGUGGCCAUGGAACGAGUGUCAUCUUUGGAGGACGAGCUCGCGACCGCAACCCAGGAAGUACUGCAUUGUCGUUUAAGUCAUUAUCAGAAGGAAAAACAUAAACGAGGAAGUGAAGGCUUAUCAGCAGACGCCGUCGGUGUCAAGUCAGGAAGCAGCGGCUCCAGGGCGCAGCUGCUCGAGAUCCAAGAGGCGUACGAGAAGGCGAGCGGUGAGAUCACCGAGUUGGAAGAUGCACUGGCAAACACACAGAAGGAACUUUUGCUGUCACAGGAACUUAUCAUGAUGAGACUUGAUCAGGAGGAGCGAGGGAAUACGAUUGAGAAGCGGUGUCUCACUGCUCAACGAGAAGCGUCAUGCAUUCAAGACUUGAACGAUAAGCUCGAGCAAGAGCUGGCGAACAAGGAUGCGACCAUUCGCUUGGACGAGGAAAAGCUUCGAAGUCUACAGGAGCGGUUGGAACUUGCCGAACAGCAGCUGGCACAAUCACUGAAGAAGGCCAGUUCUCUGCCGUCGGUCGAGGCGGAACUGCAGCAGCGUAUGGAGGCGCUGACUGCAGCAGAGCAGAAGCAUAUGUCGGCGGAGGAACGCAUCAGCCGGUUAGAGCGUCAGCUGGAAGAAAAGAGCGCUGAAUUGCAGCGCGCGCUUCAGCGCGAGAAAAUGAAUGAAGACCACAACCAACGAUUGUCAUCGACGGUCGACAAGCUACUAUCCGAGUCGAAUGACCGUCUGCAGCUGCACCUCAAGGAACGUAUGCAGGCCCUUGAAGAGAAGAACCGCCUGACACCGAACGUAUCAAAGUGCGUUAUUGGACGUUUAAGUAAAGACAAAGAAUCGCUGUUAAUCGAGAUCGACGCUCUACGAAGCCAGCUUUAUGCCGUACGGACCGCUCAGUUUCAGGCAAGGAUGCAACCCCCUUCUACGAAUGUCACCUUUCCAAGAAUCGUCACGACCGCCGUUACCCGUCGCGCCCAAAAGGGCCGCGUUGCCGCGAUUAAGGACGAUAUCACGAAGAUUCAGACGCUAAACGAGCAAGAAUGGGAGCGGCUGCAGCAGGCUCAUGUGUUGGCGAAUGUCCAGCACGCGUUCAAUUUUUCGAUGGCAUCUGACGGUUCAGCGGUUGAUCAGCCACCGCCAUCGGCAGCUCCGCUACUAACACCAAACAUAGCUCUGCCAUGCAUUUCGGCGGCGAUCACGCCUCCGUCCAGCCUUCCUACGGACAUGCUUUCCGCCCAGAACCCUCGAGAAGCACAGACCCUGGCCGCCAUGCUACAAGAGCAGCUCGAUCUUGUGAAUAAGGAGAUCAGGACAGAGUCUGAAAAAUCCAGAAGCGAUGGAUCUCGGCACAUAAGAUUCUCAUUAAAGAUUUAUGGCCAGAGCAUCAGAUUGUUGACUUCUUUACUAUUGAAAUUAUUAGCAUUGCAAGGGAUACGUUACCAUCAUGCGAUGUUGUGA